GCAGUCAAGUUCCAAUGUGAUGAAUGAUUCAUGUAAUGUGUUUUUAUUUUUCCGCAAGGUCUACACUCUACUGUAUGAAUGUUGAACAUUAUUUGAAUUCAUAGAUUUGUCGCACAUUGAACGUCGGCUUUUUCCAGGAUAUAUUAAGAGGAGGGCAUAUAGUUCAGACAAGAUGAAAUGCACUGUGCCACAAAUAUCAUGGCACAAUAAGGAUCCUGUGCUGAGCCUGGAUGUCCAUUCUGUGCCAAUCACACCAGAGCACUACAGAAUCGCAUCUGGUGGAAAUGACUCGCAUGUGGUGAUGUGGGAGGUGACGUUGACUGAGGGGGACUCGACUGUGGAGGUGCUGGCCGACCUCACCCACCACCUAAAGCCAGUCAACGUGGUGCGGUUCGCACCCAUCAAGGACAUCCUGCUGGCCUCUGCUGAUGAUGACGGCCACAUUAUCCUGUGGCGGCGCCAGGACCACCCGAACAUAAUGCUGGAGAUGGAUGGCGCCGACUUCCGCGAGCACUACUGCAUACACAAGACGCUGCGGGGCCACCUGCAGGACGUGUACGACCUGUGCUGGUCGGCCGACGGCGCCCACCUCAUCUCCGGCGCCGUGGACAACACGGCCAUCCUCUGGGACGUCCAGAAAGGAGUGAAGAUGCAGAUUCUCUCAUGUCACGAGAGCUUCGUCCAAGGCGUGGCCUGGGAUCCGUUAAACAAAGUAGUAGCAACACUUAGCUGUGAUAGGCACUGUCGUAUUUUCAAUGUACAAACUGGGAAAUGCAUAUCCAAAGUUCAGAAGCUCAAGAUGCCACACACCAAAGAGGAUGGCACCGUCGAGGAAAAGGCGUGCCGGCUGUUCCACGACGACACGCUGCAGACGUUCUGCCGGCGGCUGUCGUUCACCCCCGACGGCACGCUGCUGCUGGCGCCCGCCGGGCUGCUAGAGACCGGGCCCGGCGCCAAACUCGAGAACGUCGUACACGUCUUCUCACGACACGACUUCUCCAGGCCGGUGUUCUGUCUACCGUCGACGGACAAGUACACAAUCGCCGUCCGCUGUUGCCCGACGCUGUACAAACUGCGCAUGCGCCACCCGCCGGAGCCGGGCAAACCGCUCUGGGAGCAGACACACACCCUGCUGAAGCUGCCCUACAGGAUGGUGAUGGCAGUGGCCACGCGGUGUUCGGUUCUGCUCUACGACACGCAGCAGGAGGCGCCGUUCGCCAGGAUCUCCAACAUCCACUUCACCCGGCUCACAGACCUCAGCUGGUCACGGGACGGUCGUCUGCUCAUGGUGUCCUCCACGGACGGGUUCUGUUCAGUCAUCACCUUCGACGACGGAGAGCUGGGUGAGCCCUACCUACCGAGUGACGAGCAGCGGGGGCAGGGAGACUGCAACGGUAACACCACGACUGACACUGCGGCACGGGAGUCAGUCCCGGCGGCACCCAUCCGGCAACAGGCGGAGACCCCGGCGCAGGCGCCCGUCCAGCCGCCAGCUAAGUCCCCGGUACAGCCACCGGCGCCGGCGCAGCAGCGGCCACAGGAGCAGAAGGCGUCCGCCGAGCCACCGCCGUCAUCAGAGCGGCCCCCACCGGCGACCGGAGACGCUCCCCGCACCCCGUCACGGCGGGUACCCCUGGUGACGCUGUCCAGCCCUCGGCGGCCGGCGGCGCGCACCCCCUCGGCGGCCGAGCCAGCCGCUGAGGAGGUGGAGGAGCCGGAGCCGGAGCCUCAGGAGCAGGAACCGAUGGAGGCCGAGGACGACGGUACGCAGCUGGUGCUGCACCUGGAGGAGACCACUAGGGAACUGGACGAGGGGCCCGGCUCACCGGCCGCCGUCGAACCACCGCCGCAGCCGUCUCCCCGCACCCCGCGGCGGGUACCACUGGUCACCCUGAGCAGUCCCAAACGCAGCCCCAAACCGCGCACACCGGCCAAGACGGACGGCUGACGGGCGCGCCGUCCCCCCUCCUCCCGUACUCCCUCCCCGAGCCAUCUCAGCUGUGCCAGAGGCGCGCCCAUUCCAUCCGCAGUAUAGUGCCUUCUCAGAGGGCCACAGACAAGUGUACAGCCGCAAUGUUGAAUACACGCUUUGUAGAUA
Messenger RNA from Amphibalanus amphitrite, 2098 nucleotides. RefSeq names its product chromatin assembly factor 1 subunit B-like (gene Caf1-105). Gene Ontology annotation, biological process: nucleosome assembly; DNA replication-dependent chromatin assembly. Gene Ontology annotation, cellular component: CAF-1 complex; nucleus. The record is from RefSeq and is a predicted model, not a curated record. Gene Ontology annotation, molecular function: protein binding. The transcript is spliced from 10 exons. Bases 173 to 1948 code for a protein of 591 amino acids. NCBI's taxonomy places the organism in Eukaryota, Metazoa, Arthropoda, Thecostraca, Balanomorpha, Balanidae.